Molecule: messenger RNA, 2185 nt
Organism: Harpegnathos saltator (Jerdon's jumping ant)
Lineage: Eukaryota; Metazoa; Arthropoda; Insecta; Hymenoptera; Formicidae
Gene: Hakai
Product: E3 ubiquitin-protein ligase Hakai
Exons: 6
Coding region: 432-1766 (444 amino acids)
Biological process (GO): protein ubiquitination; regulation of cell adhesion
Molecular function (GO): ubiquitin protein ligase activity
Source: RefSeq, a predicted model, not a curated record
UGGGGUUUGGACUAGUGCGUCGAGUACCUGCGUCUAUACACGUCCAGUGCCGUAACUGUGACGUAACAUAUGAGGAAGACAUCAAAACGUUUAUCAUAAUUUUAAUCAGAUAUCAAUAUGAUCUUGUCGCUAAGUUCAGAUUAACACGACGAGUUCGGGAUAACACGAGCGAUGUUAUGAGUCGAGUACUUUCGACGUGGAGACAGCCCUGGGGAUGCGUUUCAACGGCGUAGCAUCGUUUCCACGGUAACGGGCCCGUACGUCACAUGAGUCGCCUCAAUGGAGGCGAUCGCAACGGGACUGGUUGAGACCGUCAGGAUAUGGCAGCAACAGAUACCCGCGCCAUUCAUCCGCACGAGUUGACGGCAUGUUGUGGAAACAUCGGCGGUUCUAACAAAACAAACGUCCUCGUUUAAUCACCUUCCAGUUCCAUGGAGGAGAAUGGCGGCAAGAGGAUGCGGGGCAGCAGGACUCGCGGUAGGGCUCGUGGACGUGCCCGAGGUCGGGCUAGAGGAAGAUCCAAGAAGCAAGUCAAGGUUAUUGAGAGCGACGAUGAAGAAACCACGCAGCAGACGGAAGAAACCACCAUGGAAACUGCUGCUGGUGAGCCAGAGGAACAAGAAACACCAGUGGCUCAACCACCCUCAAUUGAACAGCAAUUUGACCUGGAGGCUGAUAUAUCGCAGCUAGAGGCACCAACUUUCACAACCAUCAAUCGGGGACCGCCGGAGCCGAUGCUCCGUCUGCGAUGGGACCAUCGAGUUAAUCUCAUUGGAGAGAAAGUGCUAAAUCCUAUGAUACACUGUUGCGACAAAUGUUCCAAGCCUAUCCUUAUCUAUGGUCGCAUGAUACCUUGUAAACAUGUAUUCUGCCUCUCCUGCGCCAAGAGAGAAGAUAAGGUCUGUCCUCGUUGUAUGGAAAAGGUAUCCCGGGUGGAGCAAACUGGGUUGGGUACUGUUUUCAUGUGCACACACGGAGGAACGCGGUAUGGCAACACAGGAUGCAGAAGAACGUAUCUGAGUCAACGAGAUUUGCAGGCUCAUAUCAAUCACCGUCAUGUAUCAGCGCUUCCGCAGCAGGUGCAGAGUAUGCAGGUGGAUCCUCCACAGUAUGUGCACGCGAAGUCGGAAAUGGACGCCCAGCUGACGAAAGUAUCAACAGUACCGAUGCAAAACGCGCGUCUCAAGUCCGUACAAUCGCAUAUGGUGCCGCCGAUCAUGGGGAACGAUCCGCGAGUGAACUCACUGGUGAACCAACAGCCGUUGGAACAACAUAGACAGCAGCAUGGCAGGCAACAGCAGUCACUGAUGUCGAUGCAGUCGGGUUAUGCGCAGGGCGCUGCGCCACCACCGCCGCCGCCUCCGACUAACGCGCCUAUGCGUACCAAUCUUAUCACCGUGCCAAUCCAGGACACGUCCUCGUUGGCCGCACACGACCUCCAUGCGCAACAAAGCCAUCAUUAUUACCCACCUCCACCGCCGCCGCCGCAGGUCAACUACGGUGGCUACACUGUGCCGCCACCGGUGCAAACACAGUCUCAGCAAUAUUAUCCGCAACCACAGCAUCCAACUCAGGUGGCUUAUGUGCCGCCGCCACCGCCUCCGCAGCAGCAGCAAUAUGUAUCGUCGGCACCGGCCUCCAUAAGACCGUCGCCGAGCGGUUACAUACAGGAACCCCAGUACGGCCCGCCACCGUCGCAGCAACAACCGCCACCGCCGCCGCCACAGGCUCAAUGGUCGCAACAUCAACAGCAGUUUUAUAGGUAAAAGCAGAAGAAAGGGGAAGAUGUGUUUUCUCAAAGACCGCUGUUGUGAAUCGAUAUUGCAUUGUGCGGUGUAAUGGUGAGACGUGAAUAUUGAACUGCGAUUCGUGUAAAUGAUAAAACUAUUUACAUAUACGUACAUAUACAUAUAUAUAAAAUAAGAACCCGUUGUUCUCUCUCUUUCUGUCAUUAUCAGUGAGAUCUGGGUUGGAGAUUUUAUACUUUUUUGAAUGGUACGAUUAUAUGAUUGGAAGUGAUCGAAUUUACAUAAGACGCAUUGCUAAUAAUAAGACGUUUUUAUUAUGUAGAAAAUGAUUUACUUUUUUUUCGUCCCUUCAAUACUUUCAAUAUUCUAUUUUGUCAUUGUAUAUUGCUAUGUAGCAUUGUAUCAUCAAAGACUGCUGUUAAAUUAAGAUAGACAUG